CAUCGAUUUACCAAGCUCCGAGGAAAUGACUCAAGGAAAGACAAUGCUCGCAGAUCUGCGCAGCUUGAAUGCCAUGGAACCUCGUAUUGAGCCGGAGAUUAUAUUUGGCCUUAAAGGCGUUCCUCAACCGGAAAUGAAUGAUAUCGACAUCCUGUCUUGUAUCGAGUGGAUUGCUCAUGGCUUCGAGAUAGUUGCCUCAGUCUACCCGCACUGGAAAUUUACUGCAGCAGACACUACUGCGGCAUUUGCGCUACAUGGUCUUCUGCUUGUUGGGCCCCGGAAAAUGCUUCGAGGCAACGCAGACGCAACAUUACUGCAAAGUCUUCAAGAUUUUGAGGUCCGCCUAUAUCAUUAUGGAAAGGAGCUAGACAGCGGCUAUGGGCACAAUGUGCUCGGCAGUCCAGUAAAAGCCUUGAGGCAUUUAACUGAGCUUCUGGCGAAAGAUGAGUACAGCAAGCCAUUGGAAGCCGGUGAGAUUAUCACGACAGGUACAUUGACAAGAGCUUUUCCGAUCCAAAAUGGAGAGCAUUGGAGUACAAAGCUCAAAGGCAUAGACCUGCCGGGCUUGGACCUACGCUUUCGCACGGAAUGAGACUAGAUCAGUGCGGAGCUAGAUUGCAUGGAAGUUGCAAGAAGUUUUGCAGGUGUCUGUAUAUCAGCAACUCGCGCUGAUUGGCUCGACCCACUUUUACCCCUGUCCUACCCCCAACCUCGAGUUGCUAGCAACUCCCCUAAUGAAUUUGGUUGAAAUAUG
Messenger RNA from Pseudocercospora fijiensis CIRAD86, 754 nucleotides. RefSeq lists its product as uncharacterized. Bases 26 to 592 code for a protein of 188 amino acids. Lineage: Eukaryota; Fungi; Ascomycota; Dothideomycetes; Mycosphaerellales; Mycosphaerellaceae. Gene Ontology annotation, cellular component: cytoplasm. The record is from RefSeq and is a predicted model, not a curated record. Gene Ontology annotation, molecular function: 2-oxopent-4-enoate hydratase activity. The transcript has a single exon.